GCAGGCUUUGCCUUUUCUGGUAGUUAAAGCUGCUGAAAGAACAAGCAGGAAUUCUUUGUGCUGCAGACGGGCUGAGAUAUAAACCAGGCUGUAGAGGUUGAUAUAUGAAGAGAGGGGAGACACUACUGUCCAUGGACUAAACUCCAGCUACUGCUAAGUGAGAAAGUGAGGAGAAUCAUUUGGGCAUCAUGGACGAUGACUUUGAACGCCGCAUGGAGCUGAGGAGGCAGAGGAGAGAGCAGAUGCGCCUCGAAGCGGACAACGUGGGUUGCGCCAACAAUGAUGAUGAGGAGGCAGCUCGGGAGCAAAGAAGACGUGCAAGGGAGGAGAGGAAGAAGAUGAGGGAACUAGAGGAGUCUGGAACCUCCAAUGUGAUUGAAACCAACAGCAUGACAGAGACAGAGUCCUCCACCACCACCACCACCACUGCUGAAGGUGCCGAUGACGACCAGGCUUUGCUGGAGCGCCUGGCCAAGAGGGAGGAGCGCCGGCAGAAGAGAAUGCAGGAGGCCCUGGAGAGACAGAAGGAGUUGGACCCCACCGUCGGCACCACCAACGGCACAGACAGCACACUGGAGGAGCAGUCCUCCAUCAGCAGCAGCAGACAGCGGCAUACAGAGGAAGAAGAGGAGAAGAAGGAGGAGGAACCAGCUAAAGAGGAGGUGGCAGACGCUGAUACCAACUCCUGGAGGAAAGAGGAAGAGGAGAAGAAGGAAGAUGUGGAGGAAUCUGUUGACGAAUCAAGAACAAGGAGCACGAGAAAUGAGGAGGGAAUUGAGGAAAAGGCUCCAGCAACAGAAGAAGAAGCCGAGCAGCCUGAUGCAGGAAUGAAAGAUGCCGAAGAGGAAGCUGUUCCUGAUGUUGACAAGGAGGAAGAGGAAAGGAAAAGGAGAGAAGAAGAGGAAAGACAGCAAAAAGAAAAGGAGGAAAAGAAGAGGAUAGAAGAGGAAGAAAGGCUAAAAAAGGAACAGGAGGAAAAGCUCAAGAAAGAGGAAGAAGAGAGGAAGAAGAAAGAGGAGGAAGAGAAACGCCGGAAAGAGCUGGAAGAGAAGAAGAAAAAGGAGGAGGAAGAGAAGCAGAAGAAGAAAGAGCUGGAGGAGAAGAAGAAGAAGGAAGACGAGGAGAAGCGGAAAAAGGAGGCUGAGGAGAAGAAGAAGAAAGAGGAGGAGGACAAGCGUAAGAAGAGAGAGGUGGAAGAGAAGAAGAAGAAAGAGGAGGAGGAGAAGCCCAAGAAGUUUGGUUUUAAGGAAAAGACUGAACCAACCAAACAGAACGGAGCGCUGUUUGAGAAUAAACUUAAGAAAACAGAGAAGACAACAAGUGCUCCCUCCUCAAAGGCAGAUGAUGCGGAGCGAAAGGAGGCCGAGCGUAAGCUGCAGGAGCUGAAGCGCCGGCGAAACGAUGCAGAAAGCGAGGACGUUGAGAAGAUGAAGCAGAAGCAGCAGGACGCAGAGGCCGAGCUGGAGGAGCUGAAGAGGAAGAGAGAAGAGAGGAGGAAGAUCCUGGAGGAGGAGGAGAAGCAGAAGAAACAGGAGCUAGAGGACAAGAAAGCCAAAGAACAGGAGGAGAGGAAGAGAAUGAAGGAGGAGAUAGAGAAGAGGAGGGCGGAGGCUGCAGAGAAAAAGAAACAGAUGGUGGAAGAAGACUCUACAAAACCUGCCUUUGCUAUCAGUCCCAAAGGCUCCUCAAAGAUCGGGGCGAAGGCAGAAUUCUUGAGCAAAUCAGCCAGUAAAAGCACCGCAGCCAGAGUGUCUCACACUCCGAUUGUCUCCAAGAUAGGCAACAGACUGGAGCAGUACACUUCUGCCCUCCAGGGAGCCAAAGAUGCCAAAUCCCCAAAGCCUGCGGUGGCAGAUAUUCCUACAGGAGGCGCGCGCAGCAUCAAGAACAUGUGGGAGAAAGGAAACAUCAGCAACACCUCUGAAAGUCCAGCUCCUACUGUCAAGGAUGUGGCUGGUAUCAAAGGUGGCGUGGCCGGACGUGUCAACAGUUGGAUGGCAAAGCCUCCAGAGGCGGAGAAGACAGCAGCACCUGCAGCAGCAGCACCAGCAGCAGCAGCAUCACCAGCAAAGCCAGCAGAUGUGAAACCAGGUGACGUCGGUAACAAGCGUGGCAUGUGGGAAACCAAGAAGAGCUCUACACCUGCCAAGGUGGCAGUUGGAGUCAGGAGCAAAUUUCACUAAUGGAGACGUGAAAACCGAAGCAUUGACAUCCCCGUUUAAAUUAAGCCUCACCUGUCCAGACACAAGGCUCUGCUACUGUAUGUGCAUCCAUUUCCCCUCAACUUACCUGUGCUUUGCAUGAAGUCCACACCAGAGUGAGGAAAAGACGAAGGACCAGGAUAAGUGACUCCCAGCAUCAAUGUCUCCAGAGAUUUUUCCUCAAAAGUUAAAAAAAAACUAUGUUUUCAUCAGACUUGACUUGAUUUUUUACUAAGGAAUUAAAAGUCGAUUUUAUACGUAGUGACGACCCAGUCGCCAGAAUAGAUGUUGGCAACGUUUCUGCAAACCAUGGAUAUGUUACAUCUUGUCUGUCAUUAUGUAGGAAAUAUGUUUCAACAAUGCUGUGGUUAAGGUGUGGUUUGGUUUAGGCACAAAACCUACUUGGUUAUGGUUUGGAAAAGAUUAUGUUUUGGCUUAAAAUACCCAGUUUCGGGGGCACAUUCGCAGCAGGAAAAGCAGAGAUAUCUGCAAAAAUCAACCACUUUUUUGCCACUAUGCCUGCUGGAAACGCAGCAAUGUCUUGUUGAAAAUCAACCACCGUUAGUGCCACUAUUCUUGCCGGAAAAGCAGCAAUGCCUCAGCAAAAAACAACCACUCUUCGAGCCUUAAAAGCCACAGUGAUGGAUCCUUAAAAACACCCAUAUUUGGGUGUUUUGCAAAUAUAACGUGUUCAUAGUUUGCAGAAACAUAGACCAACAUUUUCUUUUGCUGACUGGGCUGCUAGUAAGGCUUUUCAGGACAAAGUGCCACAUGUUUAAUGCUUAGUAGGUUAAGGAUUGUGUAGUGUCCAGCUAUUUUAUCAAGGUUACAAAUUUCAGAUGGCUGUGCCUGAAUGUUAUAUUGCUCACUGACAUGUCUGCUCUUCUUGUCGUGUAUUGUCAUAUAGCUUAAUCCAAAUAAUAGGCAUUUGUGUUUUAUUGUCAUACACACUCACUGCUUUUUGGGAUGACAGUCACUGUUUUGACUCCAUGUGAUAACCAAGGCUGUUUAAUGUGCAUCUCACCGCUUAGAUUAAACUGCCACUGAGCUGGAUGUUGGGUGACGAACCUGUACAUAAUAGAGUCAUUUCUCAAGUCAGCACCAUUUUAUAAUAAGGCAGCCUUUAUUAAGGGUUUAUGAAUAGUAACUUAAGACUUUAUUAAUGGUUAAUAGUGGUUGAUAAGUCAGUAAUGAGAGCAGUUUUUGGGUUGCCAUGUCUUUUGCAUGCAUUGCCUUGAAGUUUGGUGCAGACAUUCAUGGUGCCCAGAGGAUGAAUCCUAAUGACAGUGAUGAUCCCCUGACUCUUCAAAUAGCGCCACCAGCAGGUCAAACUUUUCACUUAUCCAGUGAAAUAUCUCAAAAAUAUAAUGGAUGGAUUGGCACUCAUUCCUGAGGGUAAAGCCUUCUGGCAUGAUGUGAUUUUGCCAAGUAGGAAAUGCUCCUAGAUCAACUUCCCACGUUGCGAUCAACCAAUCACAGCCCUGUGACAUUGUCAGUGUGCUGCUCAUGUGCUUCCUUCAAAAUUCCUUUGUGCAUCUUCUAAGCUAUUUUUCCAAAUUGAAGUUGGUUGGUUAUAUUGAACAAUAUCCUCAGCAACACUGAAUAAAACCUCUAUGAGCUACUCCAGGGUUAGUGAGGCGGCUUGGUAAGUGGGUAAGCUAGGCUAUGCUAACAAGUAAGCUGCCAAUAGGCUAGUAUAUAAGCCAGGUAGUUUGCUAUCUAAGUCAGCUAUGCUACUACGUAGGCUUGUCGAUAGGCUACAGUAUUAGCGAGUUAGCCUGCUAAAUUGGUAAAGUUAGGUCAUGCUAACAAUUAAGUUUUCCAGUAAGCUAGACUAUUGUUCAGUUACAAAGAGUACGGAUAAUAUAAUUUUUCAAUUGCAAAUACUUGUAAUAAACAUAUUUCCCUCCAUUUUAUAGCCUAUUAAUGAAGACUGCAGUGCUUAUGUUAAUAGCAAGCUAACUCGGUAAUAUUCUAGUCUAUUGGCAAGUUUACUUGUUAGCAUAGCCUACCCAGUUAGCAUGCUAACUCGCUAAUGUCCUAGUCUAUUUGCACGUUUUCUUGUUAGCAUAGCCUACCUAUUUAGCAAGCUAACUCAUAAAUAUUCUAGUCUAUUGGGAAGUUUACUUGUUAGCAUAGCCUACACAGUUAACAAGCUAUAUUGCUAAUAUUCUCAUCUAUUGGCAAGUUUACUUGUUAGCAUAAACUUCUGAAUUAGCGAGCUAACUCGCUAAAUUCUAGCCUAUUUAUAAACUCAGUCGUUAGCAUAGCACCUAGUUAGCAAGCGAACUCGCUAAUGUUCUAGUCCAUUGGCAAGUUUACUUGUUAGCAUACUCUAUCUAAUUAGUAAGCUAACUCGCUAAUAUUCUAGUCUGUUAGCUUGUUAGCAUAGUCUUCUGAAUUAGCAAGCUAACUUGCUAAUAUUCUAGUCUAUUGGCAAAUCUACUUGUUAGCAUAACCUUCUUAGUUAGCAAGCUAACCCACAGCACACUGAUGUGUCAGAGGGCUGUGAUUGUGAUUGUAAUAUUGGUCCAGGAAUACAAUUUGGGAUGUUGAUCCAGGAACAUGUUAUGUUUUGCUAUAAAACAUGGUACGCACAUUCAUGUUUCCCUUGGAAUGAACUUCAGUAACCCCAGCCUUUCAUUUAGUGCCAUCAUCAGCUGAACAUUUUGUCUAUGACCAAAUACCUGCACAAAUAAUAUUCAUAUCAGCCUCAACUGACCUUUGUGUUUGGUAUUAAUCAGCAACCGUUAGCUUGCUGCAGAAGUACAGCCUCACAGAGCAGACAGAGUGUCCUGUCAGCUAUGAAGGACCGUUGGACCACUCAGUGCCCAUAAUACAAAUUGAAUAGAUUAUUGUAAAAGUAUUCUUCAUUAAUGGCUUAUUAGCAAUUCUAACUACAGAGUCAAUUGCUUAUUAGAAAAUGAGAGCCAUAAGCACCUAAGUUUAUAAAGAGUGUCUUAUUAUGAAGUGGCACAUUCAGCCCAGGACUGCAGCCAGAGAAACACUGUGCACGCCGUUCAAUGUUUCUGUCAACAACACAUGGGUUUGUUACCUUUUUUAAACUUUUGGCAGUUUAAAAAUCACAUUAUUGUGUAAUAUAAGCACCAACAAAGUCUAUGAAUACGAGUGUAAGCAAGUAUCCACUGUAACAACUAUUCAGUGACCAAAUUUACUGUUUUAUUUAACAGGCUGGUAGCAGUCUUGCUUUACUAUCAUCUGUUUACGUGCCACUAACAAUGCAGUUUAUUUGCAGCAGCUGCAACAGACAUAGAGGUUAAAAGACAAUGGCAAUGUGCACUCUGUUUUAACAAGGCCUGUAAUUAACUUUAACUUGUAUCCUGGUGUUCCUGUCAGUCAGCUGUGCACAUGAGUUGAAUCCUGCCAAAAUGUAUUGUGAGUGUUUCAGCGGAGGGUUGCUUUGUUUGAAUAUUUGAUAUUAUUGUUUGUAUUUGCUUCAGCAAUAAAAAAAAAUAAAGGAACAAAGUUCU
Messenger RNA from Epinephelus lanceolatus (giant grouper), 5692 nucleotides. NCBI's taxonomy places the organism in Eukaryota, Metazoa, Chordata, Actinopteri, Perciformes, Serranidae. The record is from RefSeq and is a predicted model, not a curated record.